This is a messenger RNA of Antechinus flavipes (yellow-footed antechinus), 6607 nucleotides long. It is a transcript of the gene ULK1, whose product is annotated as unc-51 like autophagy activating kinase 1. NCBI's taxonomy places the organism in Eukaryota, Metazoa, Chordata, Mammalia, Dasyuromorphia, Dasyuridae. Gene Ontology annotation, biological process: autophagosome organization; protein autophosphorylation; positive regulation of autophagy. Gene Ontology annotation, cellular component: cytoplasm; autophagosome. The transcript has 29 exons. Gene Ontology annotation, molecular function: ATP binding; protein serine/threonine kinase activity. The record is from RefSeq and is a predicted model, not a curated record. The coding region runs from base 668 to 3868 and encodes 1066 amino acids.
CUCGGGGCCGGACCCGCGGAGCAGAGGAGGCCGGGGCCGGGCCGAGGGGCUCCGGCUCCGGCCGCCCGGGUCGGACCUCGCCACUCCGCCCGGAGCUGUGUACAAACAAGGACCGCGGGGGCUGGCGCCUCUUAAGGUGGACUUGAGAGUUUAAGGUGGACCGGCGCGGUGCGGGAGGUGCUGGGGGGUGGUCCCUUUCUCCUUCCUUCCCCCGCUUUUUCAUCUUUCCCCUCCUCUUGCAUCAGACGCUCGGCCGGAGCGGGAGGACUUUGACCCUUUUCCCCGGGGCUUGACCCUCGGGGUGCCCGGACUUUUAAGAGGCGCUACCGAGAGAGAGGACCGGGAGCAGCAGGACGGCCCCCAGCUCUCCACCCCCCGCCCCAUCCAGCUGCCAACGAUGCCCCCCACUCUUUUGUCCUUAAGGGGAGAGCAGCCCAUGGACCGGGGAGUGGGGGAAAGAAGCCGCGGGCCCAGCCACCCCGAGUUCGUGGGAACCCUUCGUGGGCCUGGCCAGCCCCGGGCUCAUCCGUGAGCCUGCUCCGCGCUGGAAGAAGGGUCCGGCCCCGGGCCUCGGCGCCCGCCGCCUCGCCCUGCGCGCAGCCCACGUCUACAGCCCUCUCCCCCUCAGACCCCCCUGCGGCUUCGUGCCCGACGCCCGCCCCGGGAGAUGGAGACGGUGGGAAAGUUUGAGUUCAGCCGGAAGGACCUGAUUGGCCACGGGGCCUUCGCCGUGGUCUUUAAAGGGAGGCACAAAGAGAAACAUGAUCUGGAGGUGGCGGUCAAGUGCAUUAACAAGAAAAACCUGGCCAAGUCUCAGACCCUGUUGGGGAAGGAAAUCAAAAUCCUGAAGGAACUGAAACAUGAAAAUAUCGUGGCCUUGUAUGAUUUCCAGGAGGUGGCCAGCUCUGUGUACCUGGUUAUGGAGUACUGCAAUGGGGGUGACCUUGCUGACUACCUGCACUCCAUGCGGACUCUGAGUGAGGAUACCAUCCGGCUCUUCCUCCAGCAGAUCGCAGGUGCCAUGAAGAUGCUGCACAGCAAGGGUAUCAUCCACCGGGAUCUGAAGCCCCAGAAUAUCCUCUUGUCCUAUUCUGGGGGCCGAAAGUCCAACCCCAACAACAUUCGAGUGAAGAUUGCUGAUUUUGGAUUUGCCCGUUACCUGCAGAACAACAUGAUGGCAGCCACGCUCUGCGGUUCCCCCAUGUACAUGGCCCCUGAAGUCAUCAUGUCCCAACACUACGAUGCCAAAGCUGAUCUGUGGAGUAUCGGAACAAUCAUUUACCAGUGUCUGACAGGCAAGGCCCCCUUCCAGGCCAGCAGUCCCCAGGAUCUUCGACUGUUCUAUGAGAAGAACAAAACGCUACUGCCCAGCAUCCCCAGGGAGACCUCCAGCCCCCUGAGACAGCUGCUUCUGGGCCUUCUUCAGCGGAACCAUAAAGAUCGGAUGGACUUUGAUGAGUUUUUUCAUCACCCUUUCCUAGACGCAAGCUCCUCUAUCAAGAAAUCUCCCCCCGUGCCCAUGCCCUCGUACCCCAGCUCGGGCAGUUCUUCCUCCAGCAGCAGCUCUACCUCCCACCUGGCCUCGCCUCCUUCCCUCGGGGAAAUGCAGCAGCAGCUGCAGAAGACGCUGACCUCCCCAGCCCCGGAUGCUGCAGGUUUCCUCCACGGCUCCAAGGACUCAGCCGGCAGCAGCAAGAACUCUUCCUGUGACACUGAUGACUUUGUCAUGGUCCCGGCCCAGUUCCCAACGGACUUGCCAGGGGAAGCCGCGGGAGCCAAGGCCCCUCAGGACAGUCUGAUGUACAGCGGGAGUUCCCUGGUCACUUCAGCUGGGCUGGAGAGCCAGGGACGGACGCCUUCUCCCUCGCCCCCUUACAGUGGCUCUCCCAGCCCCUCUGGCCGACCCAGCGCUUUCUCCAGCAGCAGAUACGGUCCGUCCGUCCCCAUCCCCGUCCCCACACAGAUCCAGAACUACAGGAGAAUCGAGCAGAACCUCCAGUCCCCCAACCAGUACACUCCGCCGACACCACGGUCCGGCAUGGUUCGGAGGUCCAGCAGUACCAGCCCUCUGGGCUUUAAGCCGGGGAUCUCCCCCCCAUUCUUCCCCGAGCACGGAGCCACCUUUCCCAGAAAGGCUUCUUUGGGGGGAGCCAAGCCGUACAACCCAUCUCCUCAAGCUGGAACCAUCCCAGAGCGUCCAGGGCAGAGCAGAGUACCCUCCCCACAAGGCACCGAGAUGUGUGCAAUUGGCGGUGGCAGCAGGGUCUCCAGGCCUGGCGCUUCUCUCCCAGAACAUUCUCCCAAGGGGCUGGGCUACCGUCUGCACAGCGCCCCCAACCUCUCCGACCUGCACGUGGUGAAGCCCAAAUUGCCCAAGCCCCCCACAGACCCUCUGGUGGCCCCCUUUGCUUACCCCCAAGCCAGCCCUCCCCAGCAGCACUACGGGCUGCAGCCGUGCCGGACCCUCAGGGCAUCCCCGAAGCUGCCUGACUUCAUGCAGAGGAACCCCCUGCCCCCCAUCCUGGGCUCUCCCACCAAGGCUGUACCAGCUUUUGAGUUCCCCAAGACACCGAGUUCCCAGAACCUGCUCACUCUCCUGGCCCACCAAGGGGUUGUGGUCACCCCCACACGGAACAGGACUCUGCCCGACCUCCGGGAGAUGGGCCACUUCCAGAGCCCACCCAGCCUGGGCCUGAGGCCCGUGGAAGAGAUCAAGGGACCCUUUGGCAGGUCCCUCAGCACCGGCCGCCUCACUGACCUGCUCCUCAAAGCUGCGUUUGGGUCCCAGGCCCCCGACACGGGGAGCAACGAAAGCCUUCAGGAGAAGCCCAUGGAGAUCGCCCCUUCUGCUGGCUAUGGAGGGAACCUGCUCCCCGGGGCGAGGGCGGGGGGCUCCUCCAGCCCCUCCCCUGUCAUCUUCACGGUGGGCUCCCCUCCCAGUGGAACAACCCCACCCCAGGUCCCUCGGACGCGGAUGUUCUCAGGUCCCUGCUGGCUGCCUCUCCUUCACACCCAUGCAGAUACCCUCCUGGGCUCCUCCAGUUCCCAGAGCUCGGGCGGCUCCUUCAGUAGUCGCCACCUGAUCCCUGGCAUGGGGGGCGAGGCGGCGGAGGCCCCGGGCAACCUGCGUUGCUACGGCUUCACCGAUCCCAUCACUGCCAACCUGGAGGGGGCUGUGACCUUCGAGGCCCCGGACCUGCCUGAGGAGACGCUCAUGGAGCAAGAGCACACGGACAUCCUCCGCAGCCUCCGAUUCACGCUGGCCUUUGUCCACUGCGUCAUGGAGAUGGCCGCCGCCAAGGGCAGCACGGGCGACGUGGGCGGCUCCAUGGCCUCCGAGUACCAGCUGCAGGAGAGCAUUGUGGCCGACCAGAUCAGCCUGCUGAGCCGAGAGUGGAGUUACGCGGAGCAGCUGGUGUUGUACCUCAAGGUGGCCGAGCUGCUCUCCUCCGGUCUGCAGACGGCCAUCGAGCAGAUCAAGGCCGGGAAGCUCUGCCUGUCCUCCACCGUCAAGCAGGUCGUGCGGAAACUGAACGAGCUUUACAAGUCAAGUGUGUCCUCCUGCCAUUGCCUGAACCUGCAGCUGCAGAAAUUCUUCCUGGACAAGCAGAAGCUCAUGGACCGAAUCAACAGCAUCACUGCCGAGAAGUUGAUCUUCAACUACGCUGUGCAGAUGGUGCGCUCUGCCGCCCUGGACGAGAUGUUCCACCACCGCGAAGACUGCGUCCAGCGCUACCACAAGGCCUUGCUGCUCAUGGAGGGCCUGCAGCAGAUCCUCACGGAGCAGGCGGACGUCGAGAACAUCAGCAAAUGCAAGAUGUGCAUUGAGCGGAGACUCUCGGCCCUGCUGUCUGGCCUUUGUGCCUAAGCCCCUGGACAGCUCCUCCUGCCCACCCACCAGCCCUUUACGCUUCGCGGGACAGCCGUCCGCCCGCUCGGCCCCUGUGGCUCAGCCCCUGUGGCCCGGCUCCCGGCAUGCAGCCUGGGCCGGACAGACUUGUCGGGACAGAGAUGUUGGAUCUGUCUCCAAGAACGCACGCCCCGCCUCGGGAGCCCUGGGACCUCUGCCUCUCUCCCUGGAACAGCGACGGAGAUCUGCAGUGACCGCACUCGGCCCCACGGGUUCGGCCCGGCCAGAAAUGGGGGAGGUCUUCUCUCUCUCUGGGGAGACCACGGAACUUCCGUCCCCGUCGUCCCUCGUCCUUUGAAGAGAGUCAAGCUGCUACGUUACUAACUCUUACCAUUUCCAGGGAUCGGGGCCCGCCGAUGCCGUGUCCGUUGCGGGCAGUGGACACGGGGACACAAGGAGGGGACCCUAAGCAUGAACCCUGACAUCAGGCCAGUUACUUUUCCCACCCCUCUUCUCCCCCUUCCCCCCUGCUUUCUGCCAGUCAAUCACUUUCCAAAAUGUCUCUGCCCGCACCUGGCACUCUGGUAGCAAACUCGCACCCUGCAGAUGGCCGGGCUGGAGCCGCCCAGGGUGGGUGGGGAAGCCCAAGGCCCGACUUCGCUGGGAGAACUUGGAUGAUUUCUGUGUGCUGGAUCUCUUAAUGCCAAAAUGUGCGCAUUCUCAGUGGCUUCGUGCUCAACACGCUCAAGUGAGAACGCACGUCAUCUCUUGCUUUUAAUCUGACUUUUAGGGGGAUUUAAAAAUUAAACAGCCAACUCACACUAGCUUUGUGAAUCAGAAGGAGCACUUUACACACCGUGGUUGGAGAGGAGGACCUUUGAUCACGCCUCCCGGGUUCCCCACAACCAUACUGACUGCUAGAAAAAACUGUCGUCCUCUUCCCCCUUCCUCCCCUCACACCCCAGUUACUAUAUUGCACUACGAGCGUGUAUAUAUAUACAUAUAUAUAUAUAUAUAAAUAUGUGUGUGUGAGUGUGUGUAUGUUGUGUGUAUUUAACAGAACUGUAUCCUGUACUUGUGAUGGAAACAACAGAUGCAGCACCGCAAUGUGCCAGCUUGGGACCUGCCGUUCCAAGAGAAAAGAUACAGUCCUUUUAAUUUAAUGUUCUUUUAAGGACAGACAGUAUGAAUAUAAAGCCUCCAGGCUUUCUAAUUUCAGAACAGACAUUGAAAAAUCUCACACACUUCAGACCUAAAAAAAAAAAAAAAAGUGUUUUGUUUUUCUUUUUAAAGAAAAAAACUUUAUAUAGAGAGUUUUGUUUUUGUUGUUGUUGUUGGGUGGGGUUUGGGUGGGGGCUAGGUGUGUGUGGGUGCUUGUGUGAUUGUGUGAGGGAAAGCUCAAUGUUUCUAUUCUGAUGAGACUUUGGAGCCAAAAUGAUGCCAUGGGUGAAUGGCUGUUUAUGUGCUUUUCUUUGUGUGACUGGCCAUGGAUGCAUGAGUGGAACGGAGAAUGUCCAUCGGUUGUGAGCUCCGUGGUCUCUCAGGUCUUCUCUGAACACAGGGUCCUGGCAGCAGUAUUGUGUGAGCCCCUGAGGGGCUCUUGAACCUUGGGGUGUACGUCUGGAAGGAGGGGGUGUUAAAGACCACCUCAUGUCCGCGGACGCUUGUGACUCCCCAGACACGACAGGAUGGGGUUUGGGUUUGCACGUUCUGUGCCAUUAAAAAAUAAUAUAUGCAAGAAACUUCCCUAAAGCCUAUGUUUGGCCCUAACAUUCAAAGAGGGGACCUUCCUGCCUUGCUUUCCAGGAAAAAAUUCACUGACAGACCUUCUCAUGGGGCCCUUCAACUUCCAGAGGUUGUCGGGAGCCAGUUGAUGGGGAUACGAUGAGCAUGGCCUGGGUCUCCUGCCUCUCCCCAACCCACAAAUCCAGUUUCUUGGAGACCCCCAUCUUGGGCAUAUAGUGGGGCCUUCCCCACAGUCCUGAAAGGCAGGAGACCCCAACUCAGGUAUAGGGCCCGUUGUGUGCUUAAGAUAAAGCCAUGAGUUGGUCAACCUGGAACCCAUUUCCCAUCUGUGCUUCAAGUUACUUGAAUGUAUCACAAGAGAACCCCAUUCAACCUAUAGAUAGACCCAUUGCCUUCCCCCACAAGUGGUUUACAAAUUUUAUAUGUAUAUAUAUAUAUAUAUAUAUAUACACACAUGCAUAUAUGUAUAUAUGAUUCACAUAGGUGUGUAUGUACAUGCACAUACAUGUAUGUCUGCACACAUUUUCUCAAUACUUGAAAUUGUUUGCCACUGCUUGGAUUGGGGGAGGGGGCGGGCACUCUUUCCUUUGCCAUAACCUUGGCAACAUUUUCACCAAAUUGCAUGUUGUGUGUUAAGGAACACUUUCCCUGCCGAGUUCCGAUUUCUUGCUUUGUUCUCCAUCGCGGAAUGCAAGCAAAUCUCCACAGGGAAACGCGACGCGGAGAUUGUUACUGGCAUCCUCCAUUUUCCAGAGUUGUGUCUGUGGCCACAUUUGUGUGUUAACUAGUGUCUUAAUAGGUUUUGAGAGCCCUCAGCCUAAUGAUGAAUGCAUAGCUUCAGGAUUGCGUGAAAAGGACAUCCUGUUAUUCUUUACGGUAAUUAAUGCCUGAUAUGUGUUUUGUUGUUGUUUUUUUUAAGGUUCUGUUUGUGUGAUUCCUACCCCCGCCCCUUUUUUUUUUCUUUAAAUUGUGUAAUAUCAAUUUAAGUAAAUAAACUGAUUUGAAAUUGUU